Messenger RNA from Bacidia gigantensis, 1095 nucleotides. RefSeq lists its product as uncharacterized. Bases 1 to 1095 code for a protein of 364 amino acids. The record is from RefSeq and is a predicted model, not a curated record. The transcript has 2 exons. NCBI's taxonomy places the organism in Eukaryota, Fungi, Ascomycota, Lecanoromycetes, Lecanorales, Ramalinaceae.
AUGUUGCUUCUGCUAACUUUGGGAAUGAUUACUUCCACUACGUCUACCCUAAGCUUACGGUCACCCAUCAAGAGCAUCAACACAGAACAAAACACGACUUCCCAAUUGGCAGUCUCCCUAACCCUAGAAUCAUCAUCUCCCCUCCCCUGGCCUGCAAGCUUCCAAUUCGCCUUCACCCUACAUUUCACUACCCAAGACCUCGCGACCACAUCCAUUUACCUUGCCUGCGCAGACGGCCUCUUCAACCACUCACUCAAUACAAUCGGUACCCCAGAACCCGAAUACCGCAAAUCUCACGACCCCACCAACACCACCACAACUGUCGAAUUCUUUACCUACCCGGCUGUGGCUAGCUUGGUCGAGUACGCUCUUUGGACGUACGAGGGUAUUGUGAGGAAGCUCGAAGGAUAUCCGAUCGCGGUGCCGAGCACGAAGUUCGUGCUUUUUCGCCCGAAUGAAGGGAUGACUCAUCUCUCGGCUGGUGCGAUACGCGCGAGGGCACCGGUAGCAGCUGGUAAUGCAGCACAAGAGGAGGUGGUAGGGGCGCAUACAUCGAAAGACCCGAAUGAUGUUGAUGCCCAUGACGUCUUAUCUGAACUCGUCGUCCGCGACGACAUCGCACAGCGACAGCAGCAAACCUCUCCCGAUUCGUUCCGUGGCUCCCAAGUCUACAUCUCCCCCACUUCCAACGCCCAACUACUUCCCUCGCCCCAUUAUGCUCUCCUCGCUGCCUUGAAGGUCUUCAAACGCGUCGCUGUUGAGCGAAAAGCUGAUACGCUUACCACGAAUCGGGCCUUCGUGUACGAGAGAGAUGGUGUGCUGGUAAGGGUUGCGAUUUUUGCUUGGCCUGGGAAGAGACUGGAGAUGAAGUGGUGGGAGGUCAGUUGGGCGGUAAGGGAGCUUUUGGUGUGGAUGAAGAAAUAUGAGGAUGCGGGUGGGAGUCUUGGUGGGGUUAGGGUAUGGCGGGAGUGUAGAGGCACUGUUGUCAGGGGUGGGGUUGAGGUUGGGAGGGCGUGGGUGGAGGUUGAGAGAGCUGGCGAGGGGGACAAGGAGCUGGGUACUGGGGAGGGUGUACGGAAGGUGCUGGUGGAGUAG